AUGGAUUCUUCUUCUGUCAGCAAUGCUCAAAUGAACGAUAAAUUAUCAGCUGAUGAUGAUAAAAGUAAUAAUGACAUGAAUUUUACAGUUGGUGAACAAAAUGCAAAAACAAUUGUGUGCCUGUAUUGUGAUGAUAUUAUUCUACGUCCAAAAACAGGAAAAUAUGAACAAAAAAAUAUUUUAUUACCUCGUAUGGAUAUGAAAAAAACUUCUACAUCAUCAUCAUCAAAUGAUAAUUCUAUACCGAUCAACGGCAAUGAUCAUUUAUGUGAUUCUAUUGAUUAUUAUUGGCUUGUAAACGAUAUGUUUACGUUUGAAAAUGUUGGAUUUUCUAAAACUGUUAAUAAUAAUGUCAAAUAUUUGAUAUGUUCGAACUGUGAACGAGGACCAAUUGGCUAUUGUGAAUUAGAUCCGACAACUGGACAACUAGAUAAACAGUUUUAUGUUGCUUUUGACCGUGUUAAAUAUAAAUAG
Didymodactylos carnosus is the source of this 474-nucleotide messenger RNA. The record is from the annotation of a GenBank genome assembly. NCBI's taxonomy places the organism in Eukaryota, Metazoa, Rotifera, Eurotatoria, Philodinida, Philodinidae.